CCUCUAUUGCUGAAGAGAAGUUUGCAGAGUGAGGAAGUGAUGAUGGGGAUUGUUGACGAGAGGUGAAGCUGGUCCUGUGGUUUAGGGCGCUUUGCCUGUGAUAAUCCCUGGUCCAGGUGGGCUUCACAUGUGAAAAGAACGAAAUGGUGCGAUCAUGUUCAGCUGCUAAUUGUGUUAAUCGUCAGACAGCACUGAGCAAAAACAGAGGGAUUACUUUCCAUAGGUUUCCAAAGGAAGAAGCUCGGAGGCAGCUGUGGGUGACUGCGGUUUCUUGCUCCCAUGCAGCGGCAGGGAGUGAAUGGACUCCAUCCAUUCACAGCUCCCUUUGCUCUCAGCACUUCACUAAUCAACAGUUUGACCGGACUGGACAAACAGUUCGUCUGAGGGACAGUGCUGUGCCUGACAUAUUUUCUGUAGGCCGUACAAAGAUGCCUCGACACUGCUCAGCACUUGGCUGCACUACACGAGAUUCCAGACAAACUCGUUGCAACAAUAUCUCAUUCCACAGACUUCCAAAGAAAGAUGACCCCCGGAGAAUUAUCUGGAUAGCCAAUUGUCGACGUACUGAUCCCAGUGGUUUAGGGUUGUGGGAUCCUUCCUCAGACUAUGUGUACUUCUGUUCGAAACACUUUGAAAAAAAUUGCUUUGAAGUCGUUGGUGUAAGUGGAUACCAUCGUCUUAAAGAAGAUGCUAUUCCAACAAUAUUUCUGCCUGCAGAAAUGCUUCAAAGGACAUCAAAAACGAAGACCCAAAAAAAGAAAAAUACCAAGAACAUGAAAACAAAGCUGAAAAGGAAAAGGAAUCUUCCAGUAAUUAUUUAUCCAGAUCUCCCAGAUGGAGCAGAACCUUCUGAUACUCCAUGCUUUGAUAGCAGACGUUAUGACAAUGUACCCGUGCCAGAUAUGGUAAACUUCCAUGGACUCUGCCCUGAGAACAUUGAUAUUCCAGCUGAUGCUGCUCCAGCUGAAGGAGCCAUUGCCACUACUGUUGACCACCAGAUGCAUCCCGAGACCAUGCUUGAAGAUAUGGAUGUUUCCACAGUUAUCAGUGGUGCAGUCACAGACUGUAGCAUCGAAUCUCCGCAUGCCAAUGGUAAGGAAGCUUUAGAAGCCCCUCAGGGCUCUGAACCAGUGGAUUCCAGAGAAGUGCCGACUGAACCUUCUCGCCCAAUAUCUCCAUCUGCAUAUAUGAUUCGCCUCCCACAGCCUCCAGGUGCUUACAUCCAAAGUGAGCACAGCUACCAUGUUGGGAAUGCUCUCCUCUGGAAAAGAAGGGCAGAAUCUGCAUUAGAGGCUCUGGGCAAGGUUCAAAGACAGCUGGAGGCUUGUAGGCGUCGGGAACAGCGUCUGCGGCUUAGAAUCUCUGCUUUGCAGCAAGAACACAUGCGGGAGAGGCGGGUGUCUUAUGAUGUCCGAGAAAAACUUAAAGAACAUCUUCAGGUGUUUGAACUGCAGCUCAUCAAUGACUUUGUGUGAAACUCCAAUCUUCCUUCCAGUUGUCCAUAUAGAGCUAUCAUGGAUACUAAUUUCCCAGAAAAUGCCUUUCUUGCAUAUCAACAUAUUUACUUGCAGUACCUUAUAUUUUAGACUCCAUAAUUCUUAACACAAUACUAAGGUUGCAAGUAAAGUGGUAGUUACAUCUCAGCUGAGUUGAUAUAUGGAGAGUUUGUAGUAUGUGGAAUUACUGCAAAUAGGAAUAUACUUAUCAAGAUAUUCUUAUCCCUAUCAAGAUUAUUGAGUUGUUCUUUAAUAAAGUGUUUUGUUGUUUUGUUUGUUUUUGUUUUUUUGUGGGGGGCUGUAAUAUUCAUGUCAUCACUAAAAGACUUUAAACUGAA
This is a messenger RNA of Bombina bombina (fire-bellied toad), 1834 nucleotides long. It is a transcript of the gene THAP7, whose product is annotated as THAP domain containing 7. The coding region runs from base 144 to 1475 and encodes 443 amino acids. Gene Ontology annotation, cellular component: nucleus. Lineage: Eukaryota; Metazoa; Chordata; Amphibia; Anura; Bombinatoridae. The transcript is spliced from 7 exons. Gene Ontology annotation, biological process: regulation of DNA-templated transcription. The record is from RefSeq and is a predicted model, not a curated record.